AUGGGCACCAACCUCUUCGGUGAUCUGAACGCGCAAGAAAUAAUGACCCAGCGCCCGUUGCUCCACGGCCAGCAGGAGCAAGAAAUGACGCGAUCGUCGUCGUCGUUGACCAUGCCCCACUCCCAUCAUCGUACGCCCAUUCCCAUCGGGGACUUCUCCGACUUCCCGUCCGCGUCGCAACAGCAGCAGGCUCUCACCAUGCGAGGCCUCCUGGGGUUCGCGCCGCCGCCAUUGCAGCAACAGCAGCCGCAGCCGUUGUUUUCUAGUCUGCAGCCUCUGCCCGUCGGCAACUUCCUACAGUCGGGCGGUAGCAGCAGUGAGCAGAGCAUGACGGGCGCCGCCGAGGGAGUUGGUGUUGGGCAAACCUGGGAGGCCAUGCCGACGCCGGCAAGCGUUCAUGACAAGGUGAACAACGGUGGCAGUAGCAGUAGCCGCAUUCCCUGGAAGUGUCACGGUUCCAUGCCCGUGUAUUCCCGGUCGGAGGAGCAAGCACUACAACAGCUGAGCGACCUGGUAUCUCUGUGGUCAUCUACUGCAAGCAGCAGCUGCGACCAGAGCAUGGGGAGCAGCGUCGCAGGCAGUUGCCAAGGCUCGGCAGCCAUGCCGGCGUUGGCCAACAAGUUCCAACUGAUGAGCAUUGACAGCAGCAGCUGUAGUGCCAGGCCACAAAUGCCAUUGAACUACAGCUCCUUGUCUGUGGAAAACUCCACCCCUGUCGUCCCCGCCGUGCCAAAGCUGAUAGUUGGAGGCAUGGACAGACCUGGGUUGCUACUACGGCCGCCAGCUCUUGGAGCUGGCGCUAGCAGCAGCAUGUCGCGAAGGGGCGGCACCAAGGAGCACUUCUUCUCUGAGGCCGACAUAGAGAAGAUCAAUAAAAACAACCGACUCAAGGAGCUCGUGAAAACAGAACCUAAGAGGGUCAGGAGGAUUCUCCGUAACCGGGAAUACGUGGCACGGCUGAAGGUGCAAAAGGCAAACCACAUGCAAGAUCUUCAGCACCGGGCUGAUGCACUAAAGAUGGAGUGCACGUCAUUAUCUGCACAAGUGCAGUCGCACCAGGAGAUGGUUGAUAGCCUCAAGACUGGGAACCGCGAGUUGCAAAUAAAGUUAAAGGGGCUGAAUGAGCAAGCCAAUUUGAGCCAAGCUCUAAAUGAUCAGCUACAAUCUGAGAUCGAGAGGUUAAAACUUCUUUAG
Molecule: messenger RNA, 1194 nt
Organism: Miscanthus lutarioriparius
Lineage: Eukaryota; Viridiplantae; Streptophyta; Magnoliopsida; Poales; Poaceae
Source: the annotation of a GenBank genome assembly